Molecule: messenger RNA, 2943 nt
Organism: Poecilia reticulata (guppy)
Lineage: Eukaryota; Metazoa; Chordata; Actinopteri; Cyprinodontiformes; Poeciliidae
Gene: fzd4
Product: frizzled class receptor 4
Biological process (GO): retina vasculature morphogenesis in camera-type eye; non-canonical Wnt signaling pathway; canonical Wnt signaling pathway
Cellular component (GO): plasma membrane
Molecular function (GO): Wnt receptor activity; Wnt-protein binding
Source: RefSeq, a predicted model, not a curated record
AAAAAUAAGAUCAGGCUCAUUCAAAUUAGACAAAAUAGGGGAAAAAUGGAGAGACUGGGGAUAUAGGAGGAGGCUGGCUGUAGAUCCCGCCUUUCUGGCCGUGGGUUGGUCAGGAAAACCCAAAUCCAGCGCUGUGAUUGGACUGGUUUCCUCCGGACGGGUGAAACAGUCUCCCCUCAUAGACACAAGAAAGUUUAGCACUGGACGCUUACAGGCAGUAGGCGCAAACUAGGACAUGCAGCGCGUUCCUCUGGCAAGAAGUUAUCAUUGUAACAAAUCGGGAAUAUAUCAGACAUGUAGAGGUAUCUUCAAGCUGCGGGAAACCAACCAAUUCCUCCAGGCGUAGCUCUGGCAAUGCUUCGCCAACUAUAUUUUCUGGAUAUCUGACUGCGGAGAACGGCUCAGAGUGGGAUGUUGUAACCUCAAAAGACGCACGGGACGACACGCGCCGCGCUCCUGCUGGACUAACCUUAAACCCACGUGCCUCGGUGUCCAAGGCGACCCGCCUUACCGGAGUCUGUGGAGAUAAUAUUAUUCACUCGGUCGGUUCUGGUAUUGGUGGAGGAGGUGGUGGUGGUGGGGGGUUUUCUGUCAACAUGCCCGGGACAAUGAGGAUGAUGAUGGUGUCGCUCGCGCUCCUCUUGGUCUGUCCGCUCUUCUUGGCCAUUGAUGCGUUCGGCGACGACGAGGAGGAGAUGACCUGUGACCCAAUCCGGAUCAGCAUGUGCCAGGGUCUGGGCUACAACGUCACCAAGAUGCCCAACCUGGUGGGCAACGUGCUGCAGUCGGACGCCGAGCUGCAGCUGACCACGUUCACGCCGCUCAUACAGUACGGCUGCUCCAGUCAGCUCAAGUUCUUCCUUUGCUCAGUUUAUGUGCCCAUGUGCACAGACAAGGUCCCCAUCCCCAUCGGGCCGUGUAAGAGCAUGUGUUUGUCCGUCAAGAGAAAAUGCCUCCCUGUUCUUCAUGAGUUUGGCUUCAUUUGGCCUGAGGUGCUUAACUGCAGCCUCUUCCCACCUAUUAAUGACCACAACCACAUGUGCAUGGAGGGUCCAGGUGACGAAGAUCCCCCUUACCAACCGGUCCGCCACCCUCCUCACCAGGAGGAAUGUCAGGCCCUCGGAUCGGCACCUGAGCAGUACACUUGGCUCAAACAAACCGAGACCUGUACCCUCCAGUGUGGCUACGACAGUGGCCUUUACCGACGGGGCGCCAAAGUCUUCACAGAUGCCUGGAUGGCGGUGUGGGCCGUUCUGUGCUUCUUGUCGACCACUCUGACGGUCUUGACCUUCCUCCUGGACUCGCAGCGUUUCUCCUAUCCCGAGAGGCCAAUCAUCUUUCUUUCAAUGUGCUGCAAUCUGUACAGUGUUGCUUACCUGGUACGACUGACUCUUGGAAGAGAGCGAGUUUCCUGUGACUUGGACGCCACUGCCGUUCCGAUUCUGGUCCAGGAAGGAUUAAAGAGCACCGGCUGUGCCAUAGUCUUCCUUCUCCUCUAUUUCUUUGGCAUGGCGUCCUCGCUGUGGUGGGUGAUCCUUACCCUCACCUGGUUUUUGGCUGCUGGACUGAAGUGGGGUCAUGAAGCAAUUGAAAUGCACAGUUCAUACUUCCACAUAGCGGCCUGGGCCAUCCCAGCUGUUAAAACCAUCGUUAUCCUUAUAAUGCGACUGGUAGAUGCUGAUGACCUUACUGGGCUGUGCUACGUUGGUAACCAGCAGCAAGAGGCUCUCACAGGCUUUGUGGUUGCACCGUUGGCAACGUACCUUCUCAUAGGCACGCUGUUCAUCUGCGCAGGCCUGGUUGCUCUCUUCAAGAUCCGCUCUAAUCUGCAAAAGGAUGGAGCUAAAACGGACAAAUUGGAGCGUCUAAUGGUGAAGAUCGGAGUGUUCUCUGUUCUUUACACCGUUCCUGCAUCCACAGUCAUUGGAUGUUAUCUCUACCAGCUGUCUAACUGGGAGGAGUUCAAGACGAGCCCCCGGGACUCGUAUGUGGCGUCGGAGAUGCUUCGGAUCUUCAUGUCACUGCUUGUGGGCAUCACAUCAGGCAUGUGGAUUUGGUCGGCGAAGACCCUCCACACCUGGCAGCGCUGCUCCGCCCGACUGCUGAGGGACAGCCGGGCAAGCCGAGGCGGCAAGAGGGCGCCGGUUGAAAGCUGGAUCAAACCGGGAAAAGGCAACGAGACAGUGGUGUGACGAGAUGCAGAGAAAAUGAACGGGAAACACGUUCUGCGUUGUUUUUUUUCUCGAAAAGAAACUUUCUCUGCCAAAUGAAGGACGAAGAGAGUCGGCAACCUGGUUAGAAAUGGGACAGAGGAUUGAAGCCAGACUUUCUCAGAGAAGCCACUGGAUAUAACGCCAUUGCAUGAACUCCCUGCCUCCAGUAGGAGUUAUGAAGGAGAAAAUAGGAAGACUGAGUCAUACAUGUUGUUGCAAGAGUAGCCUCUCUACCUCUCAUUAGAUUUCUGUCGCAUUGAGAGGUGGGGAAAAGCAAAAAAUGAGUCAAUCAAAAAGAAGACAUGCUGAAAAGGCAGAAAAGAUGCACAUAAGCAAUGAUUCUACCUUUCUGUCUUUUUUUUUUUUAAGUGAUCAGCAGAAGAGACCCACCCUGCUGAAUAUAGUAAAGCUGUGUGCUAUUGUGACUUUUAAAGGGCUUUUAAAUUUUACACUUUGACACUGGAGCAGAUUUACAGAUAUUUGGCUUCCCAGAAAUAUCUGAUGUCACCUGGGCAAUGUUAAUGUUGCAGGUUAAUCAACAUUAAAAUACCAGACCAACUGUAGAAAAUACCCAAAAUACUGACUUAAAUCUACAAUUUGUUUACAGACAAACAGUCUGCAUUUCUGUCAGGUUAUGAGGUUUUUUUUUUUUUAAAUCAGAUGCUAGUACAGGUGGAUUUUAUUGCUUUGGAUUUGUGGGAACGAGGCUCGGUGCUGUAAUUAUUGCACU